Messenger RNA from Balaenoptera acutorostrata (minke whale), 902 nucleotides. It is a transcript of the gene KLK1, whose product is annotated as kallikrein 1. Bases 69 to 854 code for a protein of 261 amino acids. The record is from RefSeq and is a predicted model, not a curated record. Gene Ontology annotation, biological process: zymogen activation; regulation of systemic arterial blood pressure. Gene Ontology annotation, molecular function: serine-type endopeptidase activity. Lineage: Eukaryota; Metazoa; Chordata; Mammalia; Artiodactyla; Balaenopteridae. The transcript is spliced from 5 exons.
AGGCUCCUCGGGGAGGGCUCCCCAGCUCCAAGCUCACCGCCUGCCUGCCCCUGGACACCUCUGUCAUCAUGUGCUUCCCGGUUCUGUGCCUUGCCCUGUCCCUGGCAGGGACUGGUGCUGUGCCCCUUAUCCAGUCCCGGAUCAUAGGAGGCCACGAGUGUAAGAAGCAUUCCCAGCCCUGGCAGGUGGCUCUGUACCGUUUCAGCAGCUUCCAGUGUGGCGGUGUCCUGGUGGACCCCCAGUGGGUGCUCACAGCUGCUCACUGCAGGAGUGACAAUUACCAGCUCUGGCUGGGUCGCCACAACCUGUUUGAGGACGAAGACACAGCCCAGUUUGCCCAUGUCAGUAAGGACUUUCCACACCCCGAUUUCGACCUGAGCCUCCUGAAGAACGACACCCUCCCCCCAGGGGAGGACUACAGCCAUGACCUCAUGCUGCUCCGCCUGGAGGGGCCCGUCCAGAUCACAGAGGACGUGCAGGUCCUGGAGCUGCCCACCGAGGAACCCCAGCUGGAGAGCACCUGCUAUGCCUCUGGCUGGGGCAGCAUCGAACCAGAUAAGUUCACUUACCCAGAUGACCUCCAGUGUGUGGACCUUACUGUCCUGCCCAAUGAGAUGUGUGCCAGUGCCCACCUCCAGAAGGUGACAGAGUUCAUGCUGUGUGCUGGACACCUGGAGGGCGGCAAGGACACCUGCGUGGGUGACUCAGGCGGCCCGCUGAUCUGCGAGGGUAUGUUUCAGGGAAUCACGUCAUGGGGACACAUCCCGUGUGGUGCCCCCAAUAAGCCCUCCGUCUACACCAAAGUGAUUUUGUAUGUGGAUUGGAUCAAGAAGACCAUGGCUGACAAUCCCUGAAUGCCCCCGCCCUGUCCCUUACCCCCAGUAAAAUCGAAUAUGCAUCAA